This is a messenger RNA of Closterium sp. Yama58-4, 1224 nucleotides long. The record is from the annotation of a GenBank genome assembly. NCBI's taxonomy places the organism in Eukaryota, Viridiplantae, Streptophyta, Zygnematophyceae, Desmidiales, Closteriaceae.
AUGGCAUCCCCGUUAGUAGGCUCCCCGCUAGUAGGCUCCCCGUUACCAGGCUCCCCAAUGCUGCCCCAAAUGGGCUCCCGAACCGGAUUUAUGACUCCCGGGGCUAUGACGCCUGGUGGGGGGAGCGUGGUGGCUAGCCCCGGUACCUUGGCUGCGCAGGAGGAUCGGGACCAAGCCAAACUGGCCGAAAUCCAGAGCAUGUUUGCCAAUUGGAAUCACGGAACGCCGAUCCCGUCCCCCAGGGCUGGAGCCUCGGCUCGGGCCGAAGCUGGCUUCCCGCUUCGGACGCCCCAGCCUAGCGACUACUACCGGAUCGGGGGAGGGGAGACGGAGGGGGGAGAGGGGAUGGGAGAGGAGGAAGCUGCUGAGGAGCAAGGGCCGACUCGUGCGAAUGUGUUGGGGAAGCCUUAUGAGGAUAUCAGAAAGAAGUAUAAACUAGCUGAGAAGGAGCUAGGGCGGGGGAACUUUGGAGUGAUUCAUGUGGGGGAGAACUUGCAGACUGGAGAGCAGUUUGCAUGCAAGAGCAUCACCAAGGCCAAGUUUGAGUGUUGGGACGAUGUGGAGGACGUGCGGAGGGAGGUUAGCGUGCUCGAGGCGCUAAGGGGCCAUCCCUUUGUGGUGUCGAUUGUUGAGACGAUGGAAGAUGAGGAGGAGGUGCACAUAGUGAUGGAGCUGUGUGCGGGAGGCGAGCUCUUCGAUCGCAUUCUCGAUCGCAAGUACUACGGGGAGAGGCAGGCCGCGCGGGUCAUUCGCUCCGUGGUGGAGGUUCUGGCCUUCUGCCAGGCGCGGGGGAUCGUGCACCGCGACUUAAAGCCCGAGAACAUUCUGCUCGUGUCGAAGCGGAGCGACACAAGGGUCAAAGUGAUUGAUUUCGGCAUGGCGAGCAUCCUGAAACCGGGCGAGAGGUGCAAGCUGCGUGCAGGAACGCCAAACUACAUUGCUCCCGAGGUGAUAGCCAAGAACUACGGCGCGGAGGCGGACGUGUGGAGCGCGGGGGUGAUCCUGUACGUGCUGCUGUGCGGGCUGCCGCCCUUCUGGGGGGACACCACAGAGGACGUCUUCAAGAGCAUCCUGUGGCAGGAGCUCGACUUCGAGACGGACCCCUGGCCGGUCGUUAGUACCGCUGCCAAGGACUUGGUCAGGCGCAUGCUGUGCCGGAAAUACGAGCGAAGGAUUACAGUGGCCGAGAUUCUAAAGCACCCAUGGAUUAAGGCGCUAACUUAA